Messenger RNA from Rubroshorea leprosula, 932 nucleotides. Lineage: Eukaryota; Viridiplantae; Streptophyta; Magnoliopsida; Malvales; Dipterocarpaceae. The record is from the annotation of a GenBank genome assembly.
GAAUUUCUUCUUCUUUUCUUGUUAAAUCACAAGAUUUGGGGCUUAGAAUCUUCCCUCUCAACCUAGAAAUCCCGGAUCUGCUCUGCUUCUUCCUCCCUUGUCCGUCGGGUUCUGCUGGGUUUGAAUCCUUUGGUCUUUCUUGCCCAGUAAGCCCCCUGCAGAAUUGCCGCCGGCUUUCUUCCCAGCCGGACCUGGUGUGGCUUGUCGGAAAAUUCUGGUUCCUGAUCGUUCUGUCAGUUUAGCAUUGAGAUCGAGUCUUCGGUUUUGUGCGAAUGAGGAAGCGAAAUUGAGGACGGGAAACCAAGGGGAGUGACGAGUUAGAAGGCUAGCAAUUUUGUAAAGUGAAUAUAGAUUUGAGAUAUAGAUCAUAAUCUUGUAAACUAAAGUUUAAUUGGAGAUUUUAUACAUUCAUUUAAUGGAUUGUUAGUUUACAAAAGAUUUGACCCUGAGAUUUUGAGUUUAAGUCAUGUUGGACAUAAAAUUAAUUUUGAAAUAUUUGAUCUAAGUUAUUGGAUUGUCAGACAUGAAUUGGAUAAGUUCUGAGCCUUGUGCAUUCGUGGGACCCAUUCACGAGUGCACGGCAUCUGUCGUGUCUCGAAUUCGGGUUUUGGGGUGUGAUAAGAUGCUAGCCCCCCCUCAAGUUCUGGCUAUCUUUGCCUUUCGGGCUUCCAUUUUAGGAGGAAUCGUCUCUCUCACUCACAAUUUUCUAGUUCUAAGUCACCACCAUCUCCUUGAAACCUUGAAUACUUGCUGUUGUAAGCCUACAAGAAGAGGUACUAAAACCAAAGACGUGGGAAAACUGAGGGGAGUGAUGAGCUAGAAGGCUAGCCAUUUGUGUUUCAAACUUAGAUUAUCUUGGAGUUAGACUAGCCACAUAUAUUUGGACUUAGCUUAUUUUGUAAUUAGAUUUGUAGUAAAAUUUUAUUUUCAGA